Molecule: messenger RNA, 1125 nt
Organism: Linnemannia hyalina
Lineage: Eukaryota; Fungi; Mortierellomycota; Mortierellomycetes; Mortierellales; Mortierellaceae
Source: the annotation of a GenBank genome assembly
AUGUUUGCCUCAUUACUCGCCACCUUCGCCCACGCCGCCAAACCAGACAACCCACCAAAUAACCAGCAACAACCACCAAAGGGCAAAGCAUUCGACCAUAUCUUCAUCAUCUUUCUCGAAAACACCAACUACGCAUUAGCAGCUUCAGACCCAUACUUCCAACACCUCUCUCAAACCGGAAUCACACUCACAAACUACCACGCCCUCACCCACCCCUCCCAACCAAACUACAUCGCAUCCAUCGGAGGGAACUACUACGGUAUAAACAACGAUCUUGAGACCUCCAUUCCUGCAAACUACACCACCAUUGUCGACCUCCUCGAACCCAAACACCUCACCUGGAAGACCUACCAGGAAGACAUGCCAGAAGUGUGCUACAAAUUCCCAAUGACACCAGACGGGUUAUAUUUCAAGAAACAUAACCCGUUUGUGAUCCACGAGUCCAUCGCAGGGAACGCGACCCGUUGCAGGAACGUUGUACCGGCGUCACAACUCCCUCUUGACCUCUUCGCCGCCUCUUCUCCAACAAUCACUCCUGGAACCCCUCUCCCGAAUUACAUGUACUACACACCCAACAUGCUAAACGAUGGCCACAACACAACAGUCCGCGACGCAACCCACUUCCUCUCCUCUUUCCUACCCUCUCUCCUUGCCUCCCCUACCUUCUUGCACACCAACACCCUUGUCGUUAUAACGUUUGACGAAACAGAAGACUACACCAUCAGCGACAACCUCGUCUACACCCUCCUCCUCGGCUCCAACGAUCUCGUCAUCCCUCCAUCCCUCAAAAACACAACCGACGCAACAUUCUACACCCACUACUCCCUCCUCUCGACCGUAGAAUCCAAUUGGGAUCUGGGGAACUUGGGCAGGAACGACGCGAAUAAGACGUUGGCGAAUGUGUUCAAGGUUGUGGCGGAUAAGACUGGGUACCAGAAUAUCGAGGUCGCAAGUGCAGAUGUGGGGGUGUUUAAUGAGACGAUUCCAGGGUUUUUGACAGGUGUGCCCCAUCAGAGGUCGUCUCAUGGUCCUGCCUCUUCUCCUUCUCAUGCCAACACUUUUAUUCCUUUGUCAACAAGUUGUCUUUUGGUCACCAUCGCAUUCAUUGCCGCUACCAUUGUCUAG